GUUCCCUGCCUUACAGGAGGUUUGCUUGUUUGAACAGCCAGGAUAAAGACAGCUGGAGGCCAUUGUGGUGGAGAUGCAGGACCCAAAAAGUGGCGUCAAAGGCUCAGAGCAGAAGCUUAACGUCACUACCAUCCCACAUGUCAUCUUUGGUAAGGAUGUGAUUGCAUGGAUUACUAACAAGAUGAAGAGCACUGAAGAGGAGUCUCAGGCUUUUAGCACCAUGUUAGUGGCCUAUGGCUACAUCUACCCUCUGCAGAAUCAUAAGAAGCUGGUGAUGUGCAACGAUGCUAGCCUCUACCGCUUCCAGACCCCAUACUUCUGGCCUGCACAGACAUGGGUUGCAGAAGACAGUGACUAUGCUAUUUACUUGGCCAAAAGGAACAUCCGCAAGAAAGGCAUGCUGGAAGCCUAUGAGCAGGCACAUUACAACCACCUCCGUGAAUGGCUGAACCACAAGUGGGAUUUUAUUGUGAUGCAGGCCACUGAACAAUACAAGGCGGGUAAGGAGAGAAAGAAGCCAGACCGUGUUGUGUUUGACUGCCAGGAGAGGGCUUACUGGAUAGUGAACAGGCCACCGCGUCGCACUCACAGUGCUAUGGAUGUUGGGCCAGAGCGUCUUAUUGAUCCUAACACAGAAGAGAAAAUCAGCUUUGACCAGCACAGGCGCAUGAACAUUUUCUAUCAACAAGCCAUCAUGAGGUCAAAGGUCAAAUCUAGUGUGUCCCUUGGAGCACUGGUGAAGUACAUCACGACAUACAAGAACCAUGACCCAUUCCUGGCUCCAUGUUUACCCAGCAACCCCUGGCAAACAGACAAUGACAACUACUGGACUCUUAAUAUGAGAAGAGUUGAUGUCCCCACUAAGAUGCGAGUGGAGCGCUGGUCUUUCAGCUUGUUUGAGCUUCUGAGUGACCUGAGAGGUAGAGACGACUUCAAGGUCUUCCUCAAGAAGGAGUUCAGUGGGGAGAACUUGGCUUUUUGGGAGGCAGCCGAAGAACUAAAGUGGGGCACUGCAUCUUCCAUGUCAUCAAAAGCUGAGACCAUCUUCAAGACUUUCCUGGCCCCAGGUGCCCCACGCUGGAUCAACAUUGAUGGCAGGACAAUGGGUCUGACAGUAAAAGGCCUGGACCAUCCACACCGCUAUGUGUUGGAAGCUGCCCAGACACACGUCUUUCUGCUCAUGAAGAAGGAUACUUUCUUUCGUUACCUCAAGUCGCCAGUGUACAAAGACAUCCAGAAGAAAGCCCAGAGCCCUGAAACUCAUAACUUCAGCCCAGCCCAGCUGGAGCAAAAUGCUCAGAGCCGAAACGUAGGAAUCCAUCCAAUUAUCCUCUGGCAGCAAGAGGAGGAGGAAAAGGCCAAGGCUGCUGCUGCCUCUGCUCCUGUUGAUGUCAAGGCUAUGAUGAGCAAAAUAGACAGAAAGAAGUAGAGAUAUACAGGAAAGUGAGUCUCUGUUUGUGUCUUUUAGCAUGCAGAUGAACCAGUCCUCCUUUAGGGUACUUACACUGUACAGAAGAAUUUGCUUUGCAUGCCAAUGAAUGUGAUUCCAUGUUUUCAAGUCAUCAAUUGUGAAAAAUCCCUGUCUCAGUAAAGCUAAUCAGAAUAGACCCACACAGACACAGGCCCUGGCGAAGGGAGGUUGGAGGGGCCACUGAGCAUGUUUAAGCGAUGCAUGUUUACAUUCUUUGUCCAAAAGUAAACCGAACAAAGAUAAGAUGCUUAAUUGUGCUAAUUUGCACACAAAGAACCACAAAACAUGUAAAAGAUGACACAUUUAGGGAUCAACCAAAAACUACCACAGAGACAUGACUCAUGAAAAAAAUUAGCUUAAAAAAGUAUUAAUCAGAUAAAAGAGCUAUGAUAGGACUCAACACAAACAGAGAGGAAAAAAUUAGCAUUAGAUAUGCAAAUAACAAUUUGCCCCCUCUCAAAUGUGUGGGUUCUAAUUUAUUUGAUGUGUCCAUGGUAUAAAUUAGCUUUUUAAUUAAAGGCAUCUCCAAAAUGUAGGUCUAAGUCAGAGGUGACAUAAAACUUUUUUUUUUGAGCGAUACAGUUGUUUCAGAGACUUUUCCCAAGUAUGUUCUUUAUUCAUACAAAUAUUUAUUUUUAAAACUUGAAUCAAGAAAUCAGUAAAGUAAGAGUUUUUCCAUGCAUGUAAGUCAACUCAUUCAACAGUAUGAAGGAAGGUGAAGGAGCAAAUGGUCAUUUAUCAUUGUUGUGUUUAUUUUCUAUUCUUUCAUGGCUGCAGUGUGAACUAAAAUAUAAUAUGGUUGUGGCUGUAUGAACCAAUGUAUAACUAAAAAGUCAAUUCAGAUUUAAGUAUUAUUGUCAUGAAGCUAUCUUUUUAAUGCUUAUUAUCUAAGCAGUCACUGUCAAAGAAGAACACCAAAACACAAAAUACAAAUACAAUAAUUUUCUCUAUCCAUGAUUUGAACAAUGUGUUAAUCUGGUUUCUUCAUUAAUAAAUAAGGUUAAAGUAG
Messenger RNA from Notolabrus celidotus (New Zealand spotty), 2480 nucleotides. RefSeq names its product regulator of G protein signaling 9a (gene rgs9a). Lineage: Eukaryota; Metazoa; Chordata; Actinopteri; Labriformes; Labridae. Gene Ontology annotation, biological process: intracellular signal transduction; regulation of G protein-coupled receptor signaling pathway; G protein-coupled receptor signaling pathway. The coding region runs from base 74 to 1429 and encodes 451 amino acids. The transcript is spliced from 17 exons. The record is from RefSeq and is a predicted model, not a curated record.